UCGAUGAUCCAAGGAAGUGCAGUGACUGGAGGAUCUUAAGCCCGUUAAACGCACCAAUGUGAGCGCCUCGCCUCCUCGACACUUUCCUCGACCCCUCUCUAUGUCGGGCAUGAGCGAUCUCGCACCAUGGAUACUGCCCAUCUAACCACUGCGAUAACUCACUCGCACAUUCCUCGAUAGGUCUCCGCCCCUCCAGGCCGCGAGCAUCGGAUAGCGGGUCUUCUCUCCACCAUCCUAGACAGCCCCUCCCGCUCCAACAAAGCGCACGGCCGCGAAUCAACGCGAUGCCGUCAAUCAACACGAUCAGGCACUUGGUCUCCGGCGCAAAGGCUCGUCAUGUCGAUGACGAGCUGGGCGUCGACUUGGACCUCGUCUAUCUUACCGACAGAUUGAUCCUGAUGGCUUGGCCUGGAUCAGGCUUGGAAGCGCUGUACAGAAACCCUAGGAAUGAUGUGCGACGCUUUUUGGAGAAGCGUCAUGGACCUCGCUACCGUGUGUACAACCUCGUGCCGCGGUACGAAAAUAGCUACGAAUCGUGGGAAUUCUAUGAGCAGGUCUCUAGAUUCCCCUUUCCCGAUCAUCAUCCUCCCCCACUCGGCAUGAUACCUCUGUUCGUUGCCGAUGUGACAGCGUGGCUGGGAGAGGACGAGCGCAAUGUUGCGGUGAUACAUUGCAAAGCUGGCAAGGGAAGAACCGGAACGAUGAGUGUGGCAUACCUGCUAUCUCUGCCGAUCUUGCCGACUCUAGCAGCGAGCGAGAAGGGCGUCGGCACGUCCCAGACAGCUGCCGUGCCCCAGGGCAUAUCAGUCGAUGGCGGUAGCAAGUCUUGCAUUCGAGACCUCCCACCUUCUUCCACCGCAUCGCGCAGCGACAAUGAGGAACUCUCGCGAGAGAAUAGCGGACAAGACAGCAGUCACGGCAGCAGCAGUACACACCUUACCGUGCCCUUCUCUGGCUCGGUGCGAGGCAGCAAAGAGCAGCAGACAUCGUCCAGCUCCGCUUCAGAGGUAGCCUCGCCCAUCGUAUCGCCAAUAGAGGAUACGGCGCAACGUUUGCGCACAGUCUUGGAACUACACACUGCUAAGCGAUUGAAGCCCAAAUCCCCCGCUGCAUCACCCAAAGGUAAACAAGAGGCGAAAGGGCGACCUUUUGAGAGCAUAUCUAGUCUGGCCCCUCCAAUGCAUGAGCAGUCGCUCGUACCACCUGAAGAUCCGCCCUCGCUGGAAAAGCUCGACAGGCCUGCUUUAUCAGGCACCCGUUCGCGCUCCACUUCGCGAGUCGGCGGGUUGCUGCGCCGAGCAAGCUUCAACUUCAAGCGCUCGACUGCCUCCAAAGACUCGCCGUCGUUGCCUGAUGGUGAGCUCCCUGACCUGUCAUCAGAGAGCAGUACAAGGAGAGCGUCCGCUGCUGCGUCACCGCUGUUCUCCCCUUCUGCCUUGCCAGGUGCUUGUGCAUCGGAGCAGGCUGCUCCGUCGUUGCACGGCACCGAGACCGCAUCGUCCAACACGCCUAUCAAAGCCGUGCGCUCGAGAAAAGAUCUACGUGCCCUUGGCGUAUCUCCGAGCGGCCGAUCUACGGAUCAUUUAGCUGGGAGUACCCAGUUCACGAAUCCCUUUGCCCUGACGAGUGCCGAUAGCCUCUGCAGUCCUAGCGACGGACAAGGCGCUCUUCACAUGUCCCUGCCUCCAACUCCGCCCCGCUCAGCAAAGGGCAGCAAACCCUCUAUCACCUCGUCGUCACUUAUAGUGCCGCCAAUCACGCUUGCAGAAGCGACACCACAACCGACCAGCGCGAUGGAGCUCCUUGCUACACCCAGUCCGGCUACAGAGUCUCGCUUCGCCGCCCUUCAGGGGAGCGUUUCUGACAGCAAUCUGUCUACCGACACGGCUCGACCGCAACGUGACAGCGAGAGCAGUACUAGACGCUCCGCUGCCGCCGACCGACCACACAUUGUCAUUCCGCCUCGCACAUCAUCCACCUUUGCUAGAUCCGACCUGGAUCUUGCGCAGCUUCAAAGUGGGUUGACAUCGAGCGCGACUGUAGGCAAUUUGGCGUCGAUUGACAGCGACGAUGAUGAUGCCGAAGCGAGCGAUGAAGCGCCACGCCUCGCCAUAUCGAUUCCGAGUCAGCGUCGCUUUCUUGGGUACUGGUCGAGGAUGCUAGCAAAUUCAGAUCCUCGUUCAUCGAUCUACAGCUACAGCAUGCGUCCUACGAAGCGGUUGGUACGCAUCACGCGAAUCUGGAUUGAACGAGCCACGCCAUCGGAUCCGAAAGCGUCCAAGCCACUUAUCAACGCCGACAAUCUGAGCUUGCAAAUCAUGCGAUAUGAUCCCCAACUCGUCGACCGGCUCACGGAUUGGGAGCGCAAGGCAAGGCGCCGAAACAAAGCUUUGGGACACUGCGAUCCAGGUGCAUGCGCACCUGAGCUGGGAUGGGAGGAGAGCGAAGACGAGAGCGAAGCACCACUCUCUGCCGAGGCCAAAGCUGCCAAGAAGCAGCGUCAAGAAGAUCGGUGGCGGAAGGUCGAGGCUCGCAACAAGGCUCGCUCUGCACUGGCGCAGCACGGCAACAUUGCAGGAGUAGGGGAGUGGGGCAUCAACGUUGUCGCUGAAGCUACUCGAGCCCGAGACUUUUUGUGGAACGAUGAGGGAGCACAGCACCUGAGUGCGGCUGCAAAGGAGGCUUCAGAACCUCCAUCGAGGAUGCGCCGACCCACACGGCAGAUUCAAACAUGCGCCAUGCUGAGCCAAAGUCUGCGCGAGAGGGUUGCUGCAGGUCGCGUUCGGUACGACUUUGAUCCUGCUGUGCAAUCCGUAGAUCGCACACAAGCCAGUCCAACAAGUGCACUCUAUUCCGCCACGGAAAUGCUCAGUCGAAGCUCCAUCAACCUGCUCCGCGGCUCCAGUGCAAGCACUCCGCUAGCAUCGGCUACUAGUCAAAGACGUGGCUCAGACGCGGGUCUCCUCUCUGCGACCGAUGCUGCGAAGCCUGGGCCCGGAUCGUACUUUGGCAUGCCGGCCGCACCAGACAUGCCCGCUUCUCCUCGCCGCACCUCGCCUACGCGAUUGCGUGGCGUGUCGUCGCAGUUCAACUUGAGCAAGCGGAUGCGAAGCGGGUCGAACGCAAAGUCGAGUGAAGUGCUGCAAGACGAGGCCUGCGCUGACCUGGUCGUCGAUGCGGAUGCAGAGUUGGGCAUCAAGGUGCUUCUUGGCAAGACAGGCACCACGCACGCCAAAUUGCCCGACAUUACAGCGCCUUGCUGGGCCUGGCUGAUUCCUUCUUUCGAAGAACCUUUGGCGCGUCCCAUCAAGGGAACUCGUACUCAGCUCAGAUUGGCCGCCGCGGAGCUCGACUUUAGGAAAUCUGGCGCUAUGGCGCCCGGGGGCGAUGUCAGGGCAAUCGGAUUGGAGUGGGAGUGGGUAGAGACUGGAGCUGUCGACGAGGAUGACGAAGGAUAGCGUCGUCAUUCUCGCUGUACAGCUCGCUUCUAAGGCCCGAACCUGGCGUACCUCUGUCGUACGAUCCGAGCCCUUCAAGACUGACAAUGUAACAUACCAACACUCGUUAUACUCGUUCAAUUGGUCGCAUCGUCUUUGGACAUGUCCGUGUCUUCAAUGCAUCAUCCUAUUCACCCG
Messenger RNA from Ceraceosorus guamensis, 3635 nucleotides. RefSeq lists its product as hypothetical. NCBI's taxonomy places the organism in Eukaryota, Fungi, Basidiomycota, Exobasidiomycetes, Ceraceosorales, Ceraceosoraceae. Bases 285 to 3458 code for a protein of 1057 amino acids. The transcript is spliced from 3 exons. Gene Ontology annotation, cellular component: cytosol; nucleus; plasma membrane. The record is from RefSeq and is a predicted model, not a curated record. Gene Ontology annotation, biological process: regulation of phosphatidylinositol 3-kinase/protein kinase B signal transduction; phosphatidylinositol dephosphorylation; phosphatidylinositol 3-kinase/protein kinase B signal transduction. Gene Ontology annotation, molecular function: phosphatidylinositol-3,4,5-trisphosphate 3-phosphatase activity; protein tyrosine phosphatase activity.